Messenger RNA from Cylas formicarius (sweet potato weevil), 1273 nucleotides. It is a transcript of the gene Tango11, whose product is annotated as transport and Golgi organization protein 11. Lineage: Eukaryota; Metazoa; Arthropoda; Insecta; Coleoptera; Brentidae. The coding region runs from base 424 to 1089 and encodes 221 amino acids. The transcript is spliced from 4 exons. The record is from RefSeq and is a predicted model, not a curated record.
UACUGUAAUACCACUAAUACUUACAAAUCUUCUGGAUUCUUCCUGCGAAACUAGUUUCAGUGAAGUUCUGAAGGAGCCAUCAGGAUGAUUUGUACAUAGUAUUAAUCGGUUCCUGGUUGCUACAAAUUCCAAGAUUGAAAGUAUGCAUAGAAGAAACGAAAACCUCCUGAUAAAACUAACCGAACCUAGUCUGUGGCCUCACCAGCUGAUUAAUUGUCCAUUCCCUCUAUAGCUGUCAAAUUGGAACGGUAUGAAAAGAUAAAGCAUUAAAAUUGUUAAUGAAGCAAAAUACAUAAAAUGUUGAUACGAAAGAAUAGCAAGUGUUGUUUGUAACGUUUUUUACAAUCUUUUUAUCUUAUUAAGCUAGUAGCUUAAAGGAUUUGACAAUUUUAUGUGUUUGUCAGUUAGUUUUUAGCACUUAAAAUGACUUCUAACGCCAGCCCCUCACAUUAUACCGAAGACGCUUUCGUGACAGAUGCAAAUUUCAAAGUAGAAAUUAAUGAGAAGAUGAAGGUGCCCGAUAGAAUCAGCUUUAAUCCGGAGGUGAAUGGUGAGACUAGAAAUUUUUGGACCAAGGACUCGUUUGAUAUGCACGUGCCUGAAAGAAUACUGGUGGUCGGACAACAUCAACACAUUGGUACAAGAGCACCGCCGCGAGAAAUUGCUUUUGAUAAUUCGAUUAUAAAGUCUGAUCCUUACCCAUCAGACUUACCUCGGGUCGCUACGCCUCCAAGAAACUUAACACUUGACAAGUAUGUGUUUCCAGGAGUAAAUGACUAUGAAGAAGAAUUUUCUGCUGCAGAAGAGAAACUACCAGUGUCCAAACCAAAAGCCAAAGUCAGAAUAAAUGAUUCUACAUUUUCCAUGUCAAAUUCAUAUAGGGAAUCAACUCCUCCUUUAGGUGGAGGAGAUCCGUUGACCCCCGCAGAGGAGGUCUUGCAUUUGAGAAGGCAAAUGGCCAAGCUAAACAGACGGUUAAUAGCUCUUGAAAUGGAAAAUUUGAACAGACUUCAGAAAGAGAAGAUUGUUUUGGGGUUUGGGAUGGCAUAUUUCCUAUUUAAGGUUAUUCUUUGGAUGAGCAGAGACUAAUUAUUUAAAACAUGAAUAUGUCUGAUUGCAGUAUCUUUUUAUUUAGCAACGAUUUUUGGUUUAAUUUGUAUUCUUUAAAUUUAGAAAGUUAAGCAUACAAUGUGUUAUCGGAAUGAAUUUUUAAGUAGACAAUUAUUUUUGAUGGAUUUUGUCACUUAUUUUGAAAUACAUACUAGUUAUUGUG